CAAAUCGCACGUCAAAGCGCUACAAACACAUUCGGGAAAGCGAUAAAAUAGGAAGGGCUUAGCAACAAUUUGCGGUUCAGGAAGUUCGAAACCGCUACGUUUGCAAAACGGCAAGGGAGUAGAGAGGAUAGAUGGAAAAAAAACUACCCGGUUAACCCUUGAACUGCGCUCCUCUUGUCCUUUUCUGCACAAUAAGUCACAAGACCUACCUCCUUUAAUAUCGCGGACGACGUGGAGGUGUCAGGCUGGACGGUUGUUCUAGGAGUUCGUCUCCGGUUUAGUGUUUUGUUGUAGAUCCUCUUAACUGCAUUAAAGGUACAAACGGACAGAGAAAGUUUGACAAGAUAAGCAGUCUUUCAGCUGACAUCCCACACAGCCUUGAGUAGACCAUGACCUCCGUGCACUUCAGCCCUGGGCUGCAACCUUCCGAUGCCAAUGGGGCAGUUGACAAGAUGGAGAACGCUAAAGUGGAAAUUGAGGAUGGAAAGGACUUCCAAAAGGAAGAAGAUACUCUGUGCAACAAGAUCAGGACGAUGAUAGCGCCAUUCGUUAUGUCCUUCGGGUUUCGUAUAUUUGGCGCGGUUCUCAUCGUGUUUGACAUAGUGCUGGUGAGCGUGGACUUCAGCCUGAAGAAAGAGAGCCCGGCCAAAGAUGUGCUGCAAAGCCUGUCCCUCGUCAUCUCCAUCUUCUUCCUGGUGGACGUCCUCCUCCGUGUCUACGUGGAAGGGUUCAAGGUGUAUUUCAGCUCCAAACUGAACAUCAUUGACGCCUUUAUUGUGGUGAUCACCCUGGGGGUGUCCAUAAUCUACACCAUUUUAGACAUUAUUGGCGACCGCAACGAUCACAGGGGGCCCAAAGGGCUGUUAUUCCUGCGCAUUCUGAGGAUCAUCAUCCUGAUCAGGGUGUUCCGGCUGGUGUCCCAGAGGAAGGAGCUGGAGAAGGUCACCCGGAGGAUGGUCUCGGAGAACAAGCGACGCUAUCGUAAGGAUGGGUUUGACCUUGACCUGACCUAUGUCACGGAUCGUGUGAUUGCCAUGUCUUUCCCUUCCUCUGGGAAACAAUCCUUCUAUAGGAACCCCAUACAGGAGGUGGCGAAGUUCCUGGACACCAAACAUGAAGACCACUACAGAGUGUACAACCUCUGCAGUGAGAAGGGCUACGACCCGCAGUUCUUCCACUACCGGGUCGAGAGAGUGUUCAUCGACGACCACAAUGUUCCCUCUCUGGAAGACAUGCUGAAGUUCACCGCAGACGUGAGGGAGUGGAUGGCUGCUGACUCCAGGAACAUCAUCGCUAUUCACUGCAAAGGAGGGAAAGGGCGCACGGGAACUCUGGUGUGCACGUGGCUGAUUGACAGUGACCAGUUUGAGAGUGCACAGGAGAGCCUGGACUACUUUGGGGAACGGAGGACGGACAGGAGCCAGAGUUCCAAGUUCCAAGGCGUAGAGACUCCCUCGCAGAGCCGGUAUGUAGGCUAUUACGAGGUGAUGAAGAACAAGUUCGACAGACAGCUUCCUCCUCCUCAGAGACUCAAGAUGAAGAGCAUCCGCAUUCACUCCAUAGCAGGUGUGGGACGAGGUGAUGGCAGUGACCUUAGGGUGAAGGUCAUUCUAAAGAAGGAGCUGGUGUUUAAGUGCGUGUGUGCCAAACAGGAAGGCUGCACUGUGUUUCCUGACGUAGGCAGCAACAGUGUGGUCAUAAGUCUGCAGGAGGGCCCUUUGGUGGAUGGCGAUGUUAAAGUCAUGUUUGAAUCUAGUGCUGGUCUGCCUAAAGGAUAUGAAGACUGCCCCUUCUACUUCUGGUUCAACACCUCCUUUGUAGAAAAUAACAAGUUGUACCUUUCCAGGGAGGAGUUGGACAACCCUCACAAGGCCAAGACCUGGGCCCUCUACAAGGAAGACUUUGGCGUCACACUGCUCUUCUCAGAGUCUGAAUAACAAGGUGUUCUCUCCAACACAAGAACUGUCUCUAGUUUGGAUCCAGAGUCGUCUACCCCCAUGAAGUAUGGAUGUGCACUGUUAUGCUUGCAAUCAAAGCAAAAUUAAAGUAUACUAGAAUUUUUUUGUAAUUAAAUCCAAAUAUAUUGUAUGCUAAAACAAGUAGUGUCAUUGAGAAGAUAUGUAAAAGACCACUUUGAAGCACUGUACAUUUACUUGUCCAAAGACUAAAGUAAAAUGUAAUAGCCUCAGUGACUACUUGACUGAUUUGUGUGCAUUGGUCUUGUGAAUCUUCAAUAAC
Molecule: messenger RNA, 2238 nt
Organism: Gadus morhua (Atlantic cod)
Lineage: Eukaryota; Metazoa; Chordata; Actinopteri; Gadiformes; Gadidae
Gene: tpte
Product: transmembrane phosphatase with tensin homology
Exons: 19
Coding region: 390-1937 (515 amino acids)
Biological process (GO): monoatomic ion transport; transmembrane transport; protein dephosphorylation
Cellular component (GO): cytosol; membrane
Molecular function (GO): protein tyrosine phosphatase activity; monoatomic ion channel activity; phosphatidylinositol-3,4,5-trisphosphate 3-phosphatase activity
Source: RefSeq, a predicted model, not a curated record